UCUUGUUUUCGCAUACACCGCCUUUCGGGUAUCGAGGACUAUGCUCUGUCGGCGUCCACCGCGGCACCGCCUCAUUCCUCCUUCUUCGUCCCGACCAGGAGAGCGAUCCAAUGCCGAUAUAAAGCCUGUCCUCCGCCUCCGAAACAUUUCCCUGGUUCUUUGGAAAUGGCAAAGCAAUUGCGUUAUAGAGAAUAGAAUGGGCGAUCUCGAUCGGCGGGGCGAAGAAGGGAUGAAGAUCCAGUGCGAGGCGUGCGAGAUGGUAGCGGCCACGGUGAUCUGCUUCGCGGAUGAGGCCGCCCUCUGCUGGGCUUGCGAUGCGAAGAUGCACGCCGCUGGUACGCUCGCCGUCGGCCACCAGAGGUACCCGCUCUUCUCCGGCGGCAGCUCUGGCUCUGCUUCUGGUUCCUCUCGUAGGCCCAACUGCGACAUAUGCCAGGAAGCUCCUGGCGGCUUCUUCUGUUUGGAGGAUCGUGCAGUUUUCUGUCGAAACUGUGAUGUUAAUAUACACACAAUGAAUCCACAUGUCAGAGUUCAUCAAAGGUUCCUGCUGACAGGCGUGCAAGUCGGACUUCAUUCUGUCAAACCGCUGAAUCUAAUUGCUAGUCAACAUUUGAAUUCUGCAGGAAGAGAGCAAGAAUCAUCACCAUCCAACUUGCUGCCCACAAACAUGCUGCCUACGCCCUUGCCCAGUGAAACAAAUCAAACUCAAUCUACCCCUCUAAGCGGGGAUCUGAAGCUGCCAUCUGUUGGUUGCAGUACUCAUAGGAAGACACCUGACUGGCCUCUGGAUGAUUUGUUUGUGUUUCCUUCUAAGAGCGAUCUUCAUGUCAAUGAUCAUGAUUGUUCGCAGAUCGUCAAGUUGCCGCUAGGAAGCACAGAUGGAUCAAACUUUUAUUGUUCUCCUGGAACAGAGAUGGGUUUGGAAAAAUGUUUGGACAGUAUUCCUGACUUCUCAUGGAUUGUGCCAGAUUCUGCAUCACAGCCUACAGUAUCAGAUUUACGGUUGCAAAAAGACCAGCUCAAUUCUUCGUCUCCAAAUGGCAUCUUGGGGCCGGAUGUAUGGGAUUCUCCAAGAUCUUAAACUUCCAUAUAAUCUCAUGAAGCUCAGAAUGAGGGAGUGAGUCGCCAAAAUGAUUAAUACGGCAACUAGACUCUGCACCAGUAUGUUUCUUAGUCCAAGGCGUUUGUAUUCUUCAACAGCAACAUUGGCAUAAGCAUUUAGCAUUUGUAUCCUACUCAAGGGGAGGUCUGUAUUUCUUACCCAAAAAAGUGAGGUUUGUAUGGCUUUGAUGACCUGAAUCAUGAGUUAGAUAAAGAAACAAUGUAAAACAUGCUCCUUUAGACUUUUAACCCUUUACCUUACUGAGCAUGAGAAGUUUUCCAUUGUGUUGGUUUAUUAAAGUUUUAGAAUCAUGGUAGAUUGAUAAGAAAUGGAUCGAAGG
Molecule: messenger RNA, 1442 nt
Organism: Zingiber officinale
Lineage: Eukaryota; Viridiplantae; Streptophyta; Magnoliopsida; Zingiberales; Zingiberaceae
Product: B-box zinc finger protein 22-like
Exons: 3
Coding region: 41-1081 (346 amino acids)
Biological process (GO): regulation of DNA-templated transcription; photomorphogenesis
Cellular component (GO): nucleus
Molecular function (GO): zinc ion binding
Source: RefSeq, a predicted model, not a curated record